Molecule: messenger RNA, 1943 nt
Organism: Lucilia sericata (common green bottle fly)
Lineage: Eukaryota; Metazoa; Arthropoda; Insecta; Diptera; Calliphoridae
Product: putative tricarboxylate transport protein, mitochondrial
Exons: 4
Coding region: 223-1176 (317 amino acids)
Biological process (GO): mitochondrial citrate transmembrane transport
Source: RefSeq, a predicted model, not a curated record
CAUUCAAGAGGGGAUGGAGUAUCGCUGUUACUACUUUCAUUUAAAAUGCGCAGGACAAAAGUUGUGUUUUGGUUGAAACAAUAAGUAAAUCGAAAGCUCUGUCAACAAAAAAGUCUUCUUAUCACAAGUGAAAACACCGGCAAAGUAAAACCGCAUUAAACAGUUCUUCUUUGCUAUUUUUGUUCUGUGUCAUUUUUUUUAUUAUUAUUAAUAAUUGGAGAUAUGGACAGAAAUACAAGACACAUUGUUCUGAAUCCAUUUUACCAAAGACCAUGGUUAAACCAAAAAGGAGCUGCAGCACCAGCUGCAAGUGGAGGAAAAGGUCUUAAAGGUAUUGUAGCUGGAGGUAUAACCGGAGGUAUUGAGAUCUGUAUAACAUAUCCCACCGAAUAUAUAAAAACUCAAUUGCAACUGGAUGAAAAAGGUGAUCGAAAAAAAUACUGCGGCAUAUAUGACUGUGCUAAGAAGACUGUACAACAAAGAGGUUUCUUUGGUCUAUAUAGAGGACUUAGUGUUUUAAUCUAUGGCAGUAUUCCGAAGUCAGCAACAAGAUUUGGAGCUUUCGAAACACUUAAAGGAUUCAUGAUGGAUACUAACGGUCAACUGAGUGUGAGUGGAAAGUUAUUAUCGGGUUUGGGAGCAGGAGUAUGUGAAGCCAUCGUCGCGGUUACUCCAAUGGAGACGAUAAAAGUAAAAUUUGUACAUGACCAGAGAAGUGCUGAGCCUAAAUUUAAGGGUUUUUUUCAUGGUGUACGUUCAAUUAUUCAAUCUGAAGGCCUUGGUGGCAUUUAUAAAGGCUUAACAGCUACUAUUCUUAAACAGGGUUCCAAUCAAGCAAUACGCUUUUUCGUUAUGGAAACACUAAAAGAUGUCUACAAAGGCAACGAUCCUGAAAAAAAAGUUCCUAAACUUGUUGUGGGUGCUUUUGGUGCUAUAGCUGGAGCAGCAUCUGUAUUUGGCAACACUCCAUUGGAUGUAGUAAAAACUCGCAUGCAAGGACUAGAAGCUUCGAAAUACAGAAACACUGCCGACUGUGCUCUACAGAUAUUGCGAAAUGAAGGUAUCUUUGCUUUUUACAAGGGCACUGUUCCGCGAUUGGGUCGAGUAUGCUUAGAUGUGGGCAUAACUUUCAUGAUCUACGAUUCAUUCAUGGCUCUAUUUAUGGGCUCAAAAUAAUUUUUUAUAAACUAAGUACAUAAAUACAUGCAUAUGUAGUUAGUUGCUCUGUAAUAGUUAACACUAAAAAGUAAUUAAAGUUUAUUAAUUUAUAUAUAUUUAAUUUGUAUUACAGCAUUACAUUGAACAGUAAUUAUUACACUUGGUGUGAAGUAAAGUUUAUAAUAAUAUCGUUAGAUUGAUAAGAAUAACAAAAUGUUUACACUUUAUCUGAUUAUUUUAUCCUUUUGUCCUUAAAAUAAUCUUGUAGCAGUCAAUUUGAAUACGAAUAAGUUAGAAAUCACUUAAAAUAUUUUUUGAUUGUAGCCAAGCCGAAUCUGCAAAUUUACAUUUGAAUAAUGACAAAUUAUCGGCUUUCGGAUUGUCAUUAUCGCUUUCAAAGGUUUAUAUUACAAAUAUUUGGAAAAGUGGUUUUUACGAUUAAGCAUCAAAUAAUUUUACGAAUUGAAGUUGUAGAAUGUCCAAUUGUAUAUUAAUAUAAAAUUACUAUAUUCAUACUAAUAUAUUUUUGGCAUUAAAAUAAUAUUUUUUUAAAAGCAAUCCACCGAUUUAUUUUUCUGAAUCAAUCAAUUUUUGUACCCAGAGACCUAUUCAUAAAACGAAAAAGUUUCUACGUAAAAUAGACGUUUUUAGAUUUAAGAAAUGGUCUUUAUGGACUUAAAAUUUAAUACAACCUAUAACAUUGAAUUGUUUUAAGUUAAAUAUAAGAUAUUUUUAUUGUAAUUCAUUUAGGAAAUCUUUACACAGACAAUGUUAAUUAUUUGUAA